Trypanosoma cruzi is the source of this 1008-nucleotide messenger RNA. RefSeq names its product phosphatidylcholine:ceramide cholinephosphotransferase 2, putative. Gene Ontology annotation, molecular function: sphingomyelin synthase activity; ceramide cholinephosphotransferase activity. Lineage: Eukaryota; Euglenozoa; Kinetoplastea; Trypanosomatida; Trypanosomatidae. The transcript has a single exon. The record is from RefSeq and is a predicted model, not a curated record. Gene Ontology annotation, cellular component: Golgi membrane; endoplasmic reticulum membrane. Bases 1 to 1008 code for a protein of 335 amino acids. Gene Ontology annotation, biological process: ceramide biosynthetic process.
AUGGUUUUAAUGGGGCCUCAUUCUGCACUUAGACUGCUGCCACUGAAAACGCAGGCUAUUCGGUUUGUGCUGCUGCUUUUGCUUUCCGUUUUAAUUCUUGCAGUCGCACUUUUGGUAACUAAUGCACGAAUGCCGGACCCAAAAGUUGUCCGGCCGCUGCCAGACAUUGGGUUUGAGGUGUUUCCGAAGGUUGGCUGGCUGGAGCAUUUAACCGAUGUUUGCAUCUUCAUCCUUAACUUUCUUAGUUUGCUGGUUGUGUUCAAGCUGUAUCUGCUCCAUCGUCAAAAUGAGGGACUUGACGAACUGCAGCCCUUCAGUUGCUGCCCAUUAAUUGGCAAAAUUAUUUUUGGAGUGUGGGACAGCGGUCGUCAAUCUGGAAUUGAAAAACGGGAUGCUCACCUUAUUGCCUGGAUUCGUUAUUUUACUACUUAUUUUAUUGUUCUGCUAUUUCGCGCAAUUGUUGUUGUCAUGACAUCGUAUCCUGCAACGGACAACCAUUGCCAGAACCCAAUGAAAAUUACAAAUCCGGUAAAAAACGUGAUUAUGACGUUGGUGACUUUUGGGAGUGGGUCCAUCCACUGUGGGGACCUCAUGUUUAGCGGUCAUACGGUCUCCAUCACGCUCAGUCUCCUGGUUCAGUGGAUUUAUGGUUCGAUGUUGCAUUGGGUGUUUCGACCAGCCUCAGUUUUAUUGGUUCUUCUUUCCUUUUACUCCAUUAUUGCCUCACGUUCCCACUACACGGACGAUAUCCUUGUAUCGUUUUACAUCACGGUUACCACAUUUCUGGUGUUGCGUCAUUCACCAGACGGUGCGCCAUGGCAAUUGCAGCUUUUAAUUGGCUGGUGGCCGUGCUGCGUAUCCAAUGAGGAGACGGAGGAUUCGGAUAGAAAUCCAACAUUUGUGGCCGUUGAGGUAUUUUUACCGCAUGGAGACUACCAGUGCGCGGAGAGGAUAAGCGAAGAGAAGACGACGGUUGGACCAGCCUGUGGGAAUUUUGGACACUGGUGA